This is a messenger RNA of Durusdinium trenchii, 3711 nucleotides long. Lineage: Eukaryota; Dinophyceae; Suessiales; Symbiodiniaceae. The record is from the annotation of a GenBank genome assembly.
AGCAACUCUAUCGGCUUCACAGUGGGAUCUCGUUGCAUAGCACGCUGGGCUGCUGGGGAUGGAGGAACCUUUGAUGGACUUGGCCAAGGACAGUUGGAGCAGCGUUGUCCAUGUCAACAAGCAGGAGGUGUCAGUCUCAUUGCUCAGUGGAAAGGAGACCAAGUGUCCUUUCUGGCCUCAGACAACAGUGGGAGCGUUGAAGGUGGAAGCAUCGAAGUUACUACAUGUCAGAAUUAAGUGUCUUGUGAAGGACUCUCCAUUGUCUGAUGAAAAGCUUCUUGCAGAAUAUGUUUCGGGUGGCGACAACCUGAUGGGGCUAACAGAAGAUUCAGAGGACAAUAAUGAGGAGACGGACUUGAAGCUAAUUGAGGCGAGUUUGAACACGAUUCUCAAGGACUGGGAAGAAGCGAUUGAACAGCAAGAGCGCUUGACACCAACACGAGCGGAGGUGUGGGCAAAGGCUGACUUGGAGAUGCUGAAGAUUUUGUGCCCAGAGGACCCAGGGAAGUUUAAGGAGUAUGCCGAGAAGGUUCAGUGUUUGCAACAGAAGGGACGCAAACAAAGACAGGACACCAGCGGACUCGAGAAUGGUGCAAAGCUCAAGUCACCAGAUUUCUUGGAAUCCACCGACAAAAGAUUCCGCUUGGUGCUGAACGAAACUGGUAUUUUGACACUAUUACGGACUCCAUCGGAUGUCCUGUGGAGCAGUUGUCAAGAUCCAGUUUUUGUUUCUCAUCAAAGAUCAGGGAGUUUUGAAAGAGGUGAACGAGGGCGAGGCACUGCCAAGCCACCAACAUUUACAUUGGCGAUCGAGGAAGCAAAGUCAUCUGUGGCACUGGUCAUUAGGGACAGCACAAAUCAGGAGAUUUGGUCAACCAAGCAUCGGGACAAGAAAAACCGGGCUGUGCCAGGUGGCCGGCUUGAGCUUCAGAACAAUGGGCUUGCGAUCCUGUUCGAUGGCAACAACGCUCCGGUAUGGUCAACCGGAACUGAAGAGGGACGCAUGGCACUUCCACACAUAUGGGGCAUCGGUGAUCAUCACGAUUCGGGAGUCUACAGAAAUACCAUGAUGCACCUCAACGACCAAGAUAGGGCUAAGAUGGAAAGAUUUUUGUAUGAUUGGGCAUACACGGACAACCUAGUCCGUAAGGCAGGCUAUGUGAUGGCAGAUCAUUUGAAGGAUCAGACCGAUCACAAAUUGAUUUGGGAAAUCAGAAGCAAACUAGGCAGGAUGACCGUCGGGUACAAUCCCCGCCAAGAUCAAGGUCAAGCCAACUUGCUUGAUGAAUGCGUUGUGAGCUUUCCAGGGAAGUUUGGAGAAUUGUGGAAGAAGCUGCUGAAGAACCCUCGCUUGGCAUUGGCUUGUGUUUAUCUUCCAAAACCAGAAGCCUUCAUGCGCUUUUUCAAAGCAAACCACGCCAGGGAUCCUGAUGCUGCUCUGUCAAAACGAUGCUUUUGCUACUGCCAUCGGUUUCAUGAGAUGCAAAAGGAACAGGGUUGCAUUUGGUUUGAAUUGUGGAAGUGCAACGUAUUGCUGGCCAAUGAUUAUGAACAGGAUUUGGUCGUUGUGUACAACGACUAUGAUGCCCAGGAGCAGGAGCUGUUUGCCAGAAUCGAUGGAGGCAACUACAAGAUGACUUCGCUUGAUGAGGACCCAGACUUGCCACAUUGGGCAGAUAUACGUGGCCCCUGUAGAAUGCAAAAUUAUUUGGGUCAGUCCCAGAAGGCAGAAGUGGCAUGGCUCUUAAAAAAGAAGGACGAAUUUGAAAGAAAGGGCAGGCCAUUCAAGCUGAGAUUUGUGGGCUUGCGAAUGAUGGAACAGAAGCACAAACUUGGCUUGUUUCAAGAAGUUAACGAAGAUCCCCUUGCUUCCCAGAAGGCCCUCAUUUCAAAGCUGGAAACACCCGACACUGUGUUUGGAGGGAGGCUUGCAGAGCGGAGAAAUCUCAUGCCCGAAGAUGCUACAACACUCGUUGUGAUAGGCGAGACAGGUGUAGGAAAGAGCUCAUUUUGUGGGCUUGGUGACGGAACACUUGAGUGGACAGAGGAAGGAUGGACAUCCAGGUUCAAAGUUGGACAUAGCUCGGGCAAUUCGACAACCCGAGAAGUUCAGCUUGAAGCAGGAGAGUGGCUCAAUGAGAAGGAUUCGCAUGUGAUUUUCAUGGACACUCCUGGCUUGGGAGACUCGCAAGGAGAGGAAAGGGAUCAGAAAACCCUGCAGGAGGUGGGCUGUGCAAUCAGAGAGCUUGGCUGUAUACACGCAGUCGUGCUUGUCCUAGAUAGCAGCCCAACCUUUUCUGGGAAUUUGCGCAAAGAAUUGCUUGCCUACCAGAGGCUGUUAGGUGAGGAAAUGUGGCAGCAUUGUGUGGUUGUCGUCAACCGAUGGCAGUACGAUGCGUACUCCCAAAAGAAGCGAGAACAACGCAAAAGUCUAUCCGUAGAGGGUUUUAGCCAAUUUUUUCGCAAGAUGUUGACCGAGGAAAAGCUCUUAAGCUUGGAUGAAGAUACGGCAGAGAGAAUUCAAUUCUUUUUCAUUGAUACGACAUAUGAAAGGGAUGCAGAGGAUGAUCAGCAAAUCAUGGAGCAGGAGAGUAUGAAAGAGGAGCUUUCAAAGUUGUGGACACACUUGUCCAAUAGAACAGAGCUUCCAGAUUGGAGGGUGGCUCCUGUGUACAAGUCUGACACACUGAUUGGACUGAUUGAGGCUGCACAGUCUGGAGACCCAGAAGCACUGUUGAAAGCCUUCACCCGGGCCGAAGAUGAACACCCCAGGCCUCCUGAUGUGACUGAAGAGAAGCUUUGUGCCAUUGAGAUGGAAGCAAAGAAGAGAUCGCAAGACAUCAAGAUCUACGAAGCCCAAGAAGCUUUGCUGGACUUUGAAUAUUCUGGGUCAGUGAAAGAUGCGGAACUCUUUCAAGAAAUGGUUCGGUGUGCGAAGGAGGUGUGUGGCCCAGAGAAGCUGAAGGAACUUCCAGCCCUCUCUGAGUAUUUGCAGGCAAUGCUCGAUGGAUCGCCUUGCAGGCCACAAUGCCCCCCCCGGUUACUGGAAGUUGGAAAGUCAUGCCACAAAGCUGUGGGUCAGAAAGAGAACACGGAGGGUGGUGACAAACUUUUGGGUAGAGCAUGAUUUUUCCCAAAAUGUAGAUCCAGUACUGACAUGGGCUCACAGGAAGGAGCCACACACUGAGGAAGCGCUGCUGCAGUCUUUGCCAGAAUUAUUGGAGGAUCUGAAGGAUGUGUUGAACGCCAACACGGAACAGAUGUUGAGAGCCAUCAUUACAGAACAGGAAAAGAAAGAUCAGAAGCAAGCAGAAGUAGAAGCAGUGAAAAGUCCCACAGGCAGUGUGAAGUUGGAAUGGAAGCCAGAAGCCUUGGAGGAUCCUUCAGCAAUAAGCAACCAACAGGACUGCAACAAGGAUGUCUUUGAGGAGAGGAAGAAGAAGCAACAAAUCCAUUUUGAAGCAGAAGAAAGUCCCCGAGGUCUGAAGAGCCAAGCAGAGCCAGAUGAGGAUCCUUCGGCAACGAGCAACAAUCAGGAGUGUGCAUUAAUGUGAGCUGGGGCUGGCAUCGGCAGUUUGUUGUUGGGCAGGCUGCAGGUGCACGGCUUCAAACUCGUUGGAGGGCAGUCGCAGUUUGGCAAGGAGGACUAUACAAUAUAUACACAAAUAAUACUAUCUUGGAGUUCGACUCAUCCACAAAGCAUUUGCAAUA